Saprolegnia diclina VS20 is the source of this 3524-nucleotide messenger RNA. RefSeq lists its product as hypothetical. Lineage: Eukaryota; Oomycota; Saprolegniomycetes; Saprolegniales; Saprolegniaceae. Gene Ontology annotation, cellular component: nucleus; cytoplasm. Bases 32 to 3415 code for a protein of 1127 amino acids. The record is from RefSeq and is a predicted model, not a curated record. The transcript has 4 exons. Gene Ontology annotation, biological process: protein import into nucleus. Gene Ontology annotation, molecular function: nuclear import signal receptor activity.
UUUCCAUCGUCGGCCCCGAUCUUUGCCCGCAAUGGAGUUCGCCGAGUACGAGAAGAUGCUAUGGAGCCUCAUGUCGCCCGACAACAGCGUGCGCAAUGUGGCCGAGGCGACGUUCGAGGGCAUGAAGGCCGACAGCGAUGGCACGCUCCUGCAUCUGCUGCAGGUCAUUCGGUCGCCGGCGAGCGACGACGUGCGUGGCCUCGCCGCCGUGCUGCUUCGCCGCGUCCUCUUGCGCGACGAAGUCUCGCUGUGGUGCAAUGCGAGCGACGCGACGCAGCACAGCGUCAAGAACGACCUGCUCCAGGUGCUCACACACGAGGCCAACCCGUCGAUCCGGCGCAAGCUCUGCGAUACCGUCGGCGAGCUUGCCUCGUCGAUUCUCGAAGAAGGCGAAUGGGACGAGCUCCUUCCGUGCAUGUUUCACUGGAUCACAUCGGCGAACGUCGCGCACCGUGAAAGUGCUUUGCGGGUGUUUGAGAUGAUCUCGCUCUUCAUUGCGACAGCGAUGAGCGACUACUUUGACACGACGAUCCGACAGCUCUUUGAGACGUGCCUUAUCGACCCGGCCGGGCAUGUGGCCCUCCAUGCGCUCCGCGCGCUUGGCAUGCUCAUCCUCAGCAUCGACGAGCUCGACGAACGCGAUCGGUUCCAGCCGCUCCUCCCGCUCAUCUUGCAGGGCCUCGUGACCAUGCAGGGCCCGUCCGACGACGACCUCAUGGAGGCGAUGGAGGUCAUCAUCGAGCUCAUGGAGCCGCAUGCGUCCUUCUUCAAGCCGUGCUUUCAGGACCUUGUGCGCAUGAUGGUCGCGAUCGCGCAGACGACGAGCGCGAGCUUUGGCACGCGGCAGCUGGCCAUGGAGGUGCUGGUCUCGAUCGCCGAGAACGCGCCGGCUUCGUGCCGCCGGUUCCCGCACAACAGCUUUGUCGAGAUUGUGUUUCCGAUCGCAUUCAACCUCAUGCUCGACGUGCCGGACGAGAUGCUCGAGGACGACGAAGCCAACGACGACAUCUCGAACGUCGACGUCGGCUCCGAGUCGCUCCAGCGCAUGGCGCAAGCGAUCGGCUUCAAGAAAUCGCUUGGCACGUGCUUCCGCCUCGUCACGUCGUUCGCCAACCACGGCGACUGGCACUACCAGUACGCGGCGCUCCUUGGUCUGACGCAAAUCGUUGAGAUCAUCCCGCCAGCCCAAGUCCCGUCGGUCGUCGACCACGUCUUUACGCACCUCACGCCGACGUUCCACCCGCGCGUGCUCAGCGUCGCCAUCGACGCGCUCGGCCAGCUCGCAACCGACCACGGUCCCGUCUUCCAGGAGCAGUACCACGCGCAGACGAUCGCGAUGCUGCUCGAAUACAUGGCCCUCUCGGCGCCGACGCUGGCCCAAGCGAGCUGGAAGUGGAAGUGCCACUUUCAAGCCCACGCGGCCACGUCGCUGCGCUACUUUAUUGACACGUGCCACCCCGAGGUGAUGGACCCGUACCUCGAGUCGCUCCUCACCGCGCUCUUUGCGAUGCUCUCCACCGCGCACACUAGCGCCAAUUCGAUGAUUGACCCGACGCCCGAAGGCCGGUCAGUGCAAGAGCACGCGGUCGCCGCGAUCUCGUCGAUCGCGGGCUGCUGCGGCCCGAGCUUUGCCCGCUUUUACGACAAGGUGUUGCCGCCGCUCAAGCAGCUCCUCUAUGCGUGCUUGACGGAGCUCACGACGUCGACCGACGCGUCGACGAUGCUCUGCGGCAUCACGCUCGAGUGCAUUUCGCUUGUUGGGCUUGCGGUCGGCCCGAAUGUGUUUGGCGCCGAUGCCGACGAGGUCUUGACCGUCAUGACGCAGAUGCAGCACUCGACGCAGUACGCGGACGACGAGAUUCUGCGGUCGUAUCUUCUCCAAGCGUGGGCGCGGCUGUGCAAGACGCUCGCCGAAGGAUUCGCGCGCUAUUUGCCAGUCGUCAUGCCGUCGCUCCUUGACGCGGCGAUGCAGCAAGCCGAGUUUGACAUGGACGACGACGACGAGAACGGUAUGAUGGCCGACGACGACGACGAAGACGUGCAGAUUGCCCACAUCAACGACAAGUGCGUGAGCAUCCGGACUAGCUUGCUUGAAGAGAAGGCGACCGCAUGUCAGAUGCUCUCGUCGAUGGUCGGCGACCUGAAAGAAGCGUUCUUCCCGUACGUCGAGCAAGUCACGACCGUGCUUACGCCGCUCAUGACCGACUCGGUGCACACGGAGAUCCGCGCCGCGUCCAUCUCGGCCAUGCCGUCGCUCGUGCUCUCGGUCUCGAAGCAUUUGCAUGUGACCAACGGCGACUACAGUCCGGUCGUGCAGAUGCUCGAGUAUACGCUCGGCCGCCUCUUGAACGCGCUCUCAACCGAGCCGGAGCUCGAGCUCCAAAUGACCAUCAUGCAGUCGAUCAAGAUGUGCAUCGCCCACGCGGUGGACCCGGAAGAGACGAACGACCUCAUUGGGAAGAAGGCGCCGACGGGCCUUCUCAACCACGCGCAGCUCGUGCAGCUCGUCGAGGGCUUGCUCAUCGUGCUCGCCGAGAGCUUUCAGCGCCGCGCGGUGCGCCGUGCGCGCAAGGCGAUCGAAGAGCUCGACGAAGAGGAGGCCGAAGAGGACAUGGACAACGACGCGACCGAAGCCCAACUGCAGUUUAUUCUCGCCGACUGCAUCGGGUCGCUCGCCAAGACGCACACGCACGUCUUCUUCCCCGUCUUCCAGGAGACGCUCCUCGACAAGGUGCUCGAGAUGGUCCAGCCCCACUGCCUCCCGGAAGACCGCAAGCUUGCCGUGUACCUCGUCGACGACAUUCUCGAGCACACGGGUCCGUCGGCCGUCGCCCACCUCGAUACGUUUGUGCCCAUGCUCGUCGAUUGCGUCGGCAGUGAGUACCCGCCGCUUCGCCAAGCGGCUUCGUUUGGCCUCGGGCUCUGCGCGACGCAGGGCGGACCGGCAUUUGCGCCGUACGUGACGCAGACGGUCGAGCUCCUCUGGCAGCUCGUGCACGCGCCCGACGCGUACGACCCCAUGUACGUCAACGCGACAGACAAUGCAGUCUCGGCGAUCGGUCGCAUGCUCUUGCUCUUUGACGACGCGCUCAACCCGACGCUUUUUUCGCAGUGGCUGCGCCUUCUCCCGAUGCGCGGCGACCUCGAGGAGUCGGCGGCCGUCAUCCAGCGCCUCUGCGCGGCGAUCCAGUGCAAGCACCGGAUCGUGUUUGAUGCGACCAACGUCCCGGUGCUCAUUUCGGUGCUGGCCGAGUCGAUAUCGGCGCAGCUGUUUGCCGACCAAGACGACGUCCUCCACGACAUUCAGAUGGCGCUGCGCAGUCUCCGCGAGCUCAUUCCGCCCCACGUGAUGCAAGCCGUGUGGUCGUCCAUGUCGCCGACGCAGCAGCAAGCGCUCCACGCGCUCUUUGCAUAGAGUAGUAGAGACCAGUCAUAUCUUAUUAUAUAUACCAACGAGAAUGCAACGACGCCGCAUGAGCUCGCCGCAUGUGGAUCGCAAACAUGAUUGGGCGUGGACGUUGGUG